UUGGGGCGAAGGGAAAGGCACAGGAACAGAAUGGGGAGCGAGAACAUCUUACCGGAGCUUAUGGCGGAGAAGGACACGCUGGACCCGACUUUUCAGCACUCCUUGCGGCUGUUGGACCAAGAAAUCGAAAAAAUCCAGAAAGAUGAGGGGAAAGAGGAGGAGAAGGAGAGGUUCAUCGAUGUUGUCAUCAACAAGAACAUGAAACUGGGGCAGAAAGUUUUAAUACCCGUCAAGCAGUUUCCUAAAUUUAACUUUGUGGGCAAACUCCUGGGGCCACGCGGGAACUCGUUAAAAAGACUACAGGAGGACACCCUCACCAAGAUGUCAAUUCUCGGCAAAGGAUCCAUGAGAGACAAGGAAAAGGAAGAGGAACUACGGCAAAGCGGAGAGGCCAAAUACCAGCAUCUAAACCAAGACCUGCAUGUCCUCAUUGAAGUGUUCGCCCCGCCCGCUGAAGCCUACGCCAGAAUGGGUCAUGCCCUGGAAGAGAUCAAGAAAUUCCUUAUACCAGACUACAACGAUGAGAUCAGACAAGCCCAGCUGCAGGAACUCACAUACCUGAACGGGGGCUCAGAAGACGCCAAGGUGCCGGCGGUGAGGGGCAAAUCGGUCGCCCGUGCGAGAGGGACACCUGUUUCGGGGCCCCCCAGAAGUCGAGGAGGUGUCCCGCCCCUGCAUGCUGCCGUGCCCAGAGGAGCAGCACCCAGAGGAGCCGUCUCCAGGGGGGCUAGAGGGGUGCAGAGAGCCAGAGGUGCCCCCCCGGCCGCUGGAUACAGGCCAGCCCCUCCAGUAGUACAGGACACAUAUGGAGAAUACGAGUAUGAUGAUGGCUAUGGCACAUCGUAUGACGAACAAGGAUAUGAAUCAUAUGACAACAACUACAGUAAUCAAGGACAGAACUCAGAAGACUACUAUGAGUACGGCCACAGCGGGGAGUCCUAUGAGUCAUAUGGUCAGGAAGAGUGGGCAAACAGUCGCGGCAAGGCACCAUCGGCACGCAGCAGCAAGGGAGCGUUCAGAGAGCAGCCCUACUCCCGAUAUUGAACUGUUUAUACCAGCGGCACCAGGCCAACCCAAGUAAAGGAUUUUUUAUGGACGCUCUCACCUUUUUACAAGUGAACAGCUAAACCACACAGAAAUAUCCAAACAUGAAAUGAUGGGACUGUGGAAGAGUCACAAGUGGUUUUCCAAAAUGGCCUCCCCUCAUGUUAAACCAUGGUCCCACUGGGUAAUGUAUAAAAAGGUUUUUGUUUCUGCAGGAGACAUAGGCUGGAUACUGAGACUAAGGCCAAGUGUACACAUACUGUCAUGACUGUAAGAGCUUCUCAUAGUAUUUCACUGUUCAGAAACAUCAAGAUUGAUAUUAACAGCUGAUGAUUUUACCUCCUUAUUGGCUCCAGCCACUUCAGCAGGUAUAUUGUGAUUGGUCCAAUCUGACUCAAGUCCCCAGCCUCUCUCUGGAGGCGGCCUUAGACUGAAGCCUCAGCCAGACAUACUCAGUGACCCUCACAUGAGCUAGGGUCUGCUGAGUGUGUCCGGCCUCCUCCUCUGCCCAGCUCCCCACAGCC
Messenger RNA from Boleophthalmus pectinirostris (great blue-spotted mudskipper), 1568 nucleotides. RefSeq names its product KH domain containing, RNA binding, signal transduction associated 3 (gene khdrbs3). The transcript is spliced from 9 exons. The coding region runs from base 31 to 1044 and encodes 337 amino acids. Gene Ontology annotation, molecular function: mRNA binding. The record is from RefSeq and is a predicted model, not a curated record. Gene Ontology annotation, biological process: regulation of alternative mRNA splicing, via spliceosome. Lineage: Eukaryota; Metazoa; Chordata; Actinopteri; Gobiiformes; Gobiidae. Gene Ontology annotation, cellular component: nucleus.